AUGGAUCACCGUCCGCAAGCAUGGGGUCGACCGAGAGACGACGUUUACGGCGCCUACGACCACUCCUACAUGCAGGACAAUGGGCCCAAGCAGAACACUCAGCAGCCCAUCGUCACUGGUACUUCAGUAAUAGGCAUCAAGUUCAAGGAUGGCGUCGUCAUGGCGGCUGAUAACCUGGCGUCCUACGGCUCUCUCGCCCGCUUCACCGACGUCAAGCGUCUCCGUACCUUUGCCGACUCUUCCAUCGUCGGCUUCAGCGGCGACAUCUCCGACAUGCAGUACCUCGACCGCCACCUCAUCGACCUCUCCCUCUCCGAGGCCUACGAGUCCCCCGACAAGCCUCGCCUCAACGCCGCCAACCUCCACCGAUACCUCUCCAAGCUCCUCUACAACCGCCGCUCCAAGUUCGACCCGCUCUGGAACCACCUCCUCAUCGGCGGCCUCGACGACAACGGUGAGCCCUUCCUCGCCGCCGCCGACCUCCUCGGCAGCACCUACUCUGCCCCCUCCCUGGCCACGGGUUUCGGCGCCAUGCUGGCCCAGCCAAUCAUGAGACGCUACGUCCCCGACGAAGAGUCGGCCAAGAAACUCUCUCGCGAGGAGGCCAUCGACAUUGUCAAGGAGGCUAUGAAAGUGCUCUUCUACCGUGACGCUCGAAGUCUGGACUCUUACUCAUUAGCUGUUGUGACCAAGGACGGUGUCGAGCUCAAGCAGGACGAGAAGCUAGAGGAUCAAAGCUGGGCGUUUGCGGAUAGAAUCAAGGGCUAUGGCACUCAGACGGUCUAG
This is a messenger RNA of Trichoderma aggressivum f. europaeum, 786 nucleotides long. RefSeq lists its product as uncharacterized. The transcript has 3 exons. The record is from RefSeq and is a predicted model, not a curated record. Bases 1 to 786 code for a protein of 261 amino acids. Gene Ontology annotation, cellular component: proteasome core complex. Lineage: Eukaryota; Fungi; Ascomycota; Sordariomycetes; Hypocreales; Hypocreaceae.